AUGGUCGAGAGUCAGUGGAAGAUGGAGGAGAUAAUAGCGGAACUCGACGCCAACAUUAAAAUGGAAGAACACGUUAACGACAUGGUAACCAAGAACGCAACUGUCACCACGCGGACCGAAAGCGCUAACUUCCACAUGAGGCAAGGUGUACGCAAGCUCACGCCAUGCAUGUUCUGCCAAUCUCCCAUGCACAAGUCAGCACUAUGCAACAGAUAUUCCACAGUAGAGGAAAAGCGUAGUUUCAUCCAGAACAACAACAUGCGCCUCAACUGCGGACGCGAAGGACAUUUCGUGAAAGACUGCACAAGGGAAGGGUGCAGAAAAUGCCAAGGCGCAGAUCAAUCAUUUAUCAACCAAGCAUUAGCAGAGAAUUUGGGACUCACAUGCACAGAAAUAAAGGAAUUCAAUAUGUAUACAUUCGGAACCAGAGACCUUAUCCCAACAACGUGCGGAGUAACGUUCUUGGAUCUCUGGGAUAACAUGGGAGAAAAGCACAAUGUGCGCCUACAUGCAACGGCGGUAUUAGCCGCGAAAGGAAAACUCACGUAUCUCAGUCAGCAGGACUUAGAUUUCAUCGCAAACAACAAGAUACAGUUAUCCAAAGUAACGAAACGCAAACAAUCCAAACCACAAAUACUUCUAGGCUGCGAUCAGUUGUGGAACUUGUUAGAAGUUCCUUCACCAAGGUACACGCUUCCGUCCGGUUUACUACUCAUCCCAUCUAAACUGGGAUACCUUCUGACCGGGAGACAGCAAAUGACGGCGACAUUAGAUCCCCAACUAAGUAUGGUAACGAUGAUCCAAACGCUCACUAAUGAAGAGGAAGACCUACAACGUUGGGACAGAUACUGGACAAUGGAUUCGGCAGGAGUCUGCGAAUUCACAGAAGAUGACGAUGGAUAUUACAUGCGCUUACCCUUUAAACAAGAUCACCCGCCGCUCCCAACGAACAAAGCAAUAGCCUUCAAACGCCUUGAAAGUGUAUUGAAAAUGCUGAAAUCCAACGCAGAACUUUUGGAAGACUACGACGACACGUUUAAGACACAACUGGAUAACGGUAUAAUCGAAGAAAUUCCUGAAGAACAAGAGGAGGGAGAUGUAAUUCAUUACAUCCCUCACCAGCCGGUCAUCACACCCCAUAAGGAAACCACAAAAUUACGCAUAGUUUUCGAUGCAUCUUCACACUUGAAAGACUGUCCCUCGCUUAACGAUGUACUCUAUCAAGGCCCGCUCAUCCUACCAGAACUCUACGCAAUGUUGCUACGCUUCAGGAUACCAAAGUACGUCAUCACGUCUGACGUAGAGAAAGCCUUCCUUCAAGUUCAUUUACAUGAGCUAGACCGCGAUGCGACUCGAUUCUUCUGGGUCACAUUUGGACUAAAUGUGUCACCAUUUCUAUUAGGAGCAACGGUUCAUUACCACCUACGCAACGCAAUUCAGGACAAGGAAUUGGAAAAAGAAAUCCGGGAAAAUCUUUACGUUGAUAAUCUCAUCCUUGCCGCAGAAACAAAACAAGAAGCACUACGUAAAUCAACCGAUUCUAGGAAGAUUUUCGCCGACAUGGGUAUGAAUCUACGCGAAUUCCUAUCAAACAACCAUUUCAUCUCGGAAGGCAUCCCCAAAGAAGCCUGCGCAACUAACAGAGUACAGAAGGUCCUGGGAAUCACAUGGGAUAACGACAAAGACAUCAUAAAUAUUCGAUGCGAUUUCCCUUCAACUCAUCAUCUGACAAAACGCAUAGUGGCCAGACAGAUUGCAUCGAUAUACGAUCCGUUCGGAUGGCUAGUACCACUCCUUACGCAACCCAAACGGUUCCAGCAAGACCUAUGGAAGCAAAAAUUCGCUUGGGAUACGGUCCUUCCAAAGAAGAUAAAGGAGGAAUGGGACACAAUUACUAAUAACGCUCAUGGAUUUCAACAAUCUUUCUCGAGACAAUUCUUCACUAAACCAGAAUGUGGCAGCUUAGCCAUCUUCGCAGACGCUAGCGGCAUAGCAAUGUCAGCAUGCGCUUAUAUCUUCACUGUAAAUCAAUCAACGCUAGUCAUGGCAAAAUGCAAGUUACCGUCGAUAAAAUCCAGGCCAACAAUAUAUUUCGUAAGACAUCUAGAUUGUGUGCAUGUGUAUUUUCUAGACAGUAGUCAAUCUGUGUCGCAAGAGGAACUGUUUUGA
Necator americanus (New World hookworm) is the source of this 2169-nucleotide messenger RNA. RefSeq lists its product as uncharacterized. The coding region runs from base 1 to 2169 and encodes 722 amino acids. The record is from RefSeq and is a predicted model, not a curated record. NCBI's taxonomy places the organism in Eukaryota, Metazoa, Nematoda, Chromadorea, Rhabditida, Ancylostomatidae. The transcript is spliced from 4 exons.